Molecule: messenger RNA, 1548 nt
Organism: Maudiozyma barnettii
Lineage: Eukaryota; Fungi; Ascomycota; Saccharomycetes; Saccharomycetales; Saccharomycetaceae
Gene: PPT1
Product: protein serine/threonine phosphatase
Exons: 1
Coding region: 1-1548 (515 amino acids)
Cellular component (GO): nucleus; cytosol
Molecular function (GO): protein serine/threonine phosphatase activity; protein binding
Source: RefSeq, a predicted model, not a curated record
AUGUCCAAUCCAACUGCAGAUGAGAGUUCUCAAGCAUUAAAAUUUAAAGAUGAAGGUAAUGCUUAUGUCAAGAAACAGGAUUUUUCAAAUGCUGUAGAAUCAUAUUCAAAGGCUAUUGAACUAGAUACUACAGUAUCUAUUUUUUACUCUAACAGAGCGUUCGCUGAGUUGAAAUUGGAUAAUUUCCAAACAUGUAUGACCGAUUGUACUGAGGCCAUCAAAUUGGAUCCAAAAAAUGUGAAAGCGUAUCAUAGACGUGGGUUGUCGUACGUUGGUCUAUUGGAGUUCAGAAAGGCAAAGAAGGACUUGGAUUUAGUAUUAAAGGCCAAGCCAGGUGAUGCUACUGCCACCAACGCCUUGAAUAUUUGUGAAAAAUUUAUUAGAGAAGAAAGAUUUAGAAAAGCCAUCGGUGGUGGUGCCGAUGAUGAAUCAAAGCACAAGAUAUGUCAACUUGUUGCAUUGGAUUCUUUUGAUGCUAAUGCUGACUUACAAAGUUACGAGGGACCUAAACUAGAAUUCGAACAAUUGACUAAUGAAAAGAAUGAAAACUGUGGUAUUGACAUUAAAAACAUGUCACAAGAGUUUAUUUCCAAGAUGGUAAAUGAACUAUUUUUGGAAGGUAAGACUUUACCAAAGAAGUAUGCUGCAGCAAUCAUUUCCCAUGCAGAAAGAUUAUUUCGUAAUGAACCAACAUUAAUUGAAUUAGAAAAUGAAAAAUCAAACAAGAAUGUUAAGAUAUCUAUAUGUGGUGAUACACACGGUCAAUUUUAUGAUGUGCUUAAUAUCUUUAAGAAAUACGGUAAAGUAGGACCUGAUCAUACAUAUUUGUUCAACGGUGAUUUUGUAGAUCGUGGUUCUUGGUCCUGUGAAGUCGCUCUAUUGUACUAUUCUCUUAAGAUUUUAUUCCCAACUUCUUUCUAUUUAAACAGAGGUAACCAUGAAACUGAAAAUAUGAAUAAAAUGUAUGGGUUUGAAGAUGAAUGUAAAUACAAAUAUUCAACCAAAAUAUUCGAAAUGUUUUCACAAAGUUUCGAGACUUUACCGUUGGCUACGAUUGUGAACAAAAAUUAUAUUAUCAUGCAUGGUGGUUUACCAAGUGAUCCAACUUCAACAAUCGACGACAUAAGGAAGAUUGAUAGAUUUACACAACCACCAAGAGAAGGUCUGUUCAUGGAAUUAUUAUGGUCGGAUCCACAGGCUGCCGAUGGGUUGGGUCCAUCUCAAAGAGGUCUCGGUUUCUCUUUUGGCCCAGAUAUCACUGCUAAAUACUUGGAGAGAAAUAAUCUUCGUAAAGUGUUUAGAUCCCAUGAAGUCAGAAUGGGUGGUAUAUUCUUCGAACAUAAUAAAAAGCUUGCCACUGUCUUCAGUGCUCCUAAUUAUUGUGAUUCUCAAAAUAAUAAAGGUGCCAUUAUCCAUGUUGUGCCUGGUAAGGGUAAAGCCGGUGAAUACAACAACGAUGACGAAGAUUUGUUGAUCGAGAUAUUCGAGGCUGUAAAACAUCCUGAUAUUAAACCAAUGGCAUAUUCCAAUGGUGGUAUGGGAUUUUAA